Molecule: messenger RNA, 879 nt
Organism: Fraxinus pennsylvanica
Lineage: Eukaryota; Viridiplantae; Streptophyta; Magnoliopsida; Lamiales; Oleaceae
Source: the annotation of a GenBank genome assembly
AUGGCUGCUGCAUUUGGUAAUCAAGAGUUGCAUCAGUCUUUCUCUCAGGCGUUGUUCAACUAUAAACGGACACUAGAAUCGAAAACUGACCCUUGGAAUUAUUGCAAAUUUGAUCAAAUAUCAAAUCCACCUCUGUCCAACAAUCUUCAUUUGGUCAAUUCAAAUUACACUAACCAAAUAGGGAUUGUGAAGCCCAAGGAGGAGACAUGGUCUACUAGUGUUCCCACUUUUCCCUUUGAUUCUGUCAUUUCCCAGCCUUCAAUCAGGACUCAAAAUUAUGAGUUGAAGGCUUCUCAAGGAGCUAAGAGAAUUUGCACGAAUGAGCGGCUGACUCAACCACAAGAUCAUAUUAUGGCUGAGAGGAAGAGAAGAGAAAAGCUCAGCCAAAGGUUCAUAGCUUUGUCUGCUCUGGUUCCUGGAUUGAAAAAGAUGGACAAGGCUUCUGUUCUUGGAGACGCCAUUAAGUACUUGAAACAACUCCAAGACCAGGUGAAGACCCUUGAGGAGCAAACUAGGAAGAAAUCCAUGGAAUCUGUGAUUUUUGUCAAGAAAUAUGAACUUUGUGCUGAUAGUGAAAGUUCUUCAUCAGACGAGAACUUUUCCAGCGGCCCUAUUGAUGAGCCGCUGCCGGAAAUUGAAGCAAGAUUUUCUGAUAAAGAAGUCCUUGUUCGAGUUCAUUGUGAAAGAAAGAAAGGAAUACUGGAUAAGAUUGUUUCAGAAAUUGAGAAGCUCAAUCUUUCAGUUGUUAAUAGCAGUGCCAUGGCCUUUGGAGAUUCUGCUAUUGACAUAACUAUUAUUGCUCAGAUGGAUGAAGAAUUCACCACUUCGUUAAAGGAUUUCGUGAAGAAUUUGCGUGCAGCAUUCAAAAUCUUCAUGUGA